AUUAUCACAAAAUUUUUCAUUCUCGAUAAUGGUUUGGAAAAAAAAGAAGCGAGGUGGAAGCAAAAAAAACCGUCAAGAAGCGCCACGAGAAAGAGAUAAUACUAAAAGUCUCUUUGACGACAUUGUAAGAGAGAAUGAAGCCUUAGAAAGGUUUUACAAGGCUCAAAAUAUUAUACCUGAAACAGAAUGGGAAAGGUUUAUGGAAGUAAAUAAAACCACUCUUCCUACGUCUUUUCGUAUUACAGGGAGUCGAAGGUAUCCGGAUGAACUUGGUUGGCAACAUUCUGCUUCAAGGAAUGUAAUUAAAAAAAGUCUUGUUUUUCAAAAUUUUCAUAAAUGGUUGGUUGCAGAAACUGAAGUGGGAAAUAUUAGUCGUCAGGAAGCAGUUAGUAUGAUACCACCUUUACUCCUAGAUGUUAAACCUGGUCAUUGGGUGCUCGAUAUGUGCGCAGCUCCAGGAUCAAAAACUGUACAAAUAAUCGAAGCGAUGCAUGCAAAUGACUUACAAGAUAAGAUGAUUCCUUGUAAGUCUAACUAA
Messenger RNA from Scutellospora calospora, 538 nucleotides. NCBI's taxonomy places the organism in Eukaryota, Fungi, Glomeromycota, Glomeromycetes, Diversisporales, Gigasporaceae. The record is from the annotation of a GenBank genome assembly.